Messenger RNA from Fopius arisanus, 1797 nucleotides. RefSeq names its product thymosin beta cib (gene cib). NCBI's taxonomy places the organism in Eukaryota, Metazoa, Arthropoda, Insecta, Hymenoptera, Braconidae. Gene Ontology annotation, molecular function: actin monomer binding. Gene Ontology annotation, biological process: actin filament organization. The coding region runs from base 165 to 674 and encodes 169 amino acids. The record is from RefSeq and is a predicted model, not a curated record. The transcript has 6 exons. Gene Ontology annotation, cellular component: cytosol.
AUAAAACGUACGAACAGUUGCAGGGAUUAUUUUUUACUUAUCCUGGUGUUAAUUGAGCAGUGGAUUUAACGUGACUUGGUUUUUAUUCCUCAGCGAUUUGUGGAAAUUUUUUUUUCAGAGUUCUGGAUUAACGGUCAGGUCAUUGAUCAAAUUAAUCAAAAGAAAUGUCGAACCCGGUGAGCCCAUCGUUGAAGGACCUCCCAAAGGUCUCCCUGGACCUGAAGAGCGAACUCGAGGGCUUCAAACACGACAACAUGAAGAAAGCCCCAACCAUCGUCAAAGAUGUCCUACCAUCAGCCGAAGACGUACGACAGGAACGACAGCAUUCAGACUUGAUUCACGACGUGGAGACGUUUAAAGCAGGAAAAUUGAAGCACGCAGAUACAAAAGAAAAAAUUGUAUUACCAAAUGCAACAGAUGUUGCUGCUGAGAAGACGCAGCAGACUUUGCUCUCUGGUAUUGAGGCUUUUGAUACGACCAAACUGAAGCACACAAAAACUGAGGAGAAGAACCCCCUGCCAGACAAGACCGCUAUCGAGCAGGAGAAGGGAAAGCAGCAGUUCAUUUCCGGGAUCGAGAACUUCGAUCCAGCCCAGCUGAAACAUGCUGAGACACUGGAGAAAAAUCCCUUGCCAACCAAAGAGGCCAUCGCCGCCGAGAAAAUAGCAGCUUAAACGUUCCACCAUUGUAUUAAGAAUCAUCGAAGCGUUUGCCCGACAUUUUCAUAUUUCUUUUCAAUUAUCUAACGUCUUAAUGAUUUACCAAUACGUUACCACAUGCAAAAUUUAAUGCGAGAGAAUGAAAAUCGCGUUUGAGCGUUAGUAAACACCACGACGGGGACAAAAGUGUCGGUGGAAUUAUUUAAAUUCGCUUAUUAAUGAUGAACAAAAAGGAUUCAGAGGUUUUUCAAUCAGGAAAGGAAGAGAACAUGAAAGUUAGCUGUCACUGCAAAAGAAAGGCUGUCGAAAAUCUGCCCUAUGGCCAGUAUUUAUCCAACGGAAUUGGUGCAAUUUAAUGGAUCUGCGUAUUAUUACAUGAAUCCCAGGGUCUUCUCAAAUCAUUCAGUACUACAAAUGCGCAGGAAAUUAAAUUUAUAAGGUCAUUUCAGUACCCUGUGGAGUAAAACGAGCAUCAAACCCAGACUAGAUUCGUUUAUGACGAAUAUCUCGACCGGAAACGGAUAUACAGGAAUUUAUAUUGGAACUUUUUUGUAGAGAAUUUCAAGACCUGCAAAAAAGUCCCUACGAGAAUUUCGCUAUCUCUUAUCAGUUUCGAGAUAUUUCCUUACAAUGAACGUGAGAAAUAAAUGCAGUUGUGAUAAAUUAGUUCAACUCCAGGGGAAAUUGGUGGAUAUCUCGGAAUCACAUGGAGAUAGCGAAAUUUUUAUAGAAAACUUUUUUGUAAGAAAUUCAAAGACCUACAAAAAAGGUUCUAUGUAAAUUGCGCUAAUUUGUGUCUAUUCUCCGGAACUCGCGAAAAACCGACUCGAGUUUUUGAGACACUGAUCUCGUUUAAAUUCGCAGUGUCGUACUGAGUUCUUCCCUCUCCGCGUAAAUUUCUCAUACUUCUAUCACGAUAAAAAUAAACAUUUUGAUAUCGUAAUCGAUGAACGACUGGAACGGCGUAAUUUUACAUGCGUUUACAGAUGUAUUUGAUCGGUAGAAGGUUGAUAUACUUUUGUAAGAAUUUCAUAUUUUAUAUAACGGGCUAUUGUACUUUUUUAACAAUUUUUUAUGCACUGCAUAUUGUCCUAAUGAAGUAAUUUCGAUGAAUAAAUGAGAAAAAAACAUCUUUGUA